CCUAAACAUACUCUCUGCUCUUACAAAAAGAAGAAGAAGACGACAGAAGAGAAACAUGCUAAAUAAUCUUGGCUAUUCUUCUAGUUAUCUGUCAAUGUCCCGGUGAUCAAAUGCUUCUGCGCCAUGUCGCCACGUCUAAUAUGGAUGAAGUGAACGUGGUGUCUCUUGCUGUUGGGAGCUGUGUGGACACCCUCUGCCUGCUGUUGGACGUGGUCAUCAGGACGUUCAGCUGGCUGCUUCGCUUCCUGUCCGACAUGGGCGUUUCCCUCCACAGCAUGCUGGUCUCCCUGAGCAGCUCCACUUUGGUUGAAUACUGGAACUUUGCUCUUUUCUCCUUCCUGGCCGCCACUGAGGCCGUCUCCAGCGCCGCCCACGGAGCCCUGCACGCUGUGGAGGGCUGGCUGCAGACGCUGGGAGGAGUGUUGGAGAGUUUCAAGAUGGUCGGACACCUCUUUUGUCACGUGGCGUGGCGAACCAAGGACAUGCUGCACCGCGGGUUCAUUUCAGGCAGCUGCAUCCUGCGACAGACAUGCGAAGGCGUCCUCAUCGCACUAAGCCUCGUUCUCUAUUUUGUCAACACGGUGGUCAACAUCGUCCUCAUCUGCACACAGAACUGUCUCUCUGCGUUGGCGGGUGUCUGGGAGGCGGUGGCGGUCCCAGUCCACAAAGUCGUGGAGCUGGCUCUGACCCUGCUGACCUUCCUGUACAGCUGUCUCAUUGGCGCCUCCAUGCUGCUGUGGACGCCCUGCCAGCUGCUGCUGGACUUCCUGGGAGCACUGGGACGUGUCUUCAUCACUGUUUUCAUGGUUGACGCACACGGCCUGCUUGUCACAGCGGCCGUCAUUUUUCUGGUUUUGCUGAUAUUGAACCCAAAGCUUCCUGUCCUCGCUGGACAGCUGAGCCUCCGUUUGGUCAAUGCUCUGCCGGGAGCUCGCCGUGUGCAGACGACCGUUCGCAGGCUGUACGCCGUGAUGCUGAGACCAGCUCUGGUCUAUCAGACGGUCCACACCAGGACAGCACAGGACACGAGCAGAACGAGGCUCCUGAACACAGAUGCGGGUGGUUUAAUCGCCGAGGCUGACCUGCAGCCAGCGAAUGGCCUGAGCCAGCCGGACUCGGUGCAGCUUCACGCUCAGCAGGAAGGAGAGCCAGCGAGCGGCGGCAGCAGCAGGACGAAUACGUCCCGAUCGAACUCGGCCGCGGAGGAUGGCGAGCUGCUCAGCCUGCUGAAGGAGCAGGAGGAGAGGAAGAAGUGUGUCAUCUGUCAGGAUUUGAGCAAGACGGUUCUGCUGCUUCCCUGCCGUCACCUCUGCCUCUGCCGGCACUGCGCCGACAUCCUGACACAACGCCGACCCGCCCAGCAGCGCUGCUGUCCGCUCUGUCGACAGCACAUCACAGAGACCCUGGACGUCUUCCUCUGACGUGUGACAGACAAGAACUGUGGCGACGUGAACAAAAGGCCGCGGCUACAAACGGCUGCACACGAGAGGAAUGUGGCUCUGUGGUGGGUUUUUUUCUGACCUUAGAGCUGCAACAAGACAAUCGAGCAAUCAAUUAGUUGACUGACAGGAAAAUAAUCAGCAACUAUUUAGACAACUGAUAAAUCGUUUUGAGUCAAAUUCCUCUGGUUUCUAGUUGUUUCAGCUUCAGUGUCCACAGCACGAAACGUUUCCUUGGUGAAGCUUCUUCAUUGGGAGCUUUGUUUUUAUAUCAUUUAAAUUAAUAAUAAAUGCACUGAUCAGUUAAUGAAGCAGUUUCUGAAAGUUGGAGGCAACUAUUGUGAAACAGUUAUGAAAAAUAUCUGUGCCAAACAGUUGACUGACAGUGGUGAAAUAAACAGGCUUCUCACUGUGAUCACUUCAUUUCACAUGUCCAUCAAACCGUGUGUGGAUAAAAUAAUGUGAGGAAAAACUGGAAACGUUUUCAGAUAUGAGUGUUUGUUUUGUUUUUUUUUUUUACCAUUAUCAGUGUAACUCAUCAAACCAGUCAGUGUAAGUGCAGCUUGUUAUUUUAACAUUGAUCAGCAGUUCACAAACAGUCUGAGCUUCAGAUCCUCCUGAAUAUCUGGGAUAUUUUAAAAGUCUUCUCUGGGUGGUGAGUUGAAAAUCCUUGAUCCUUCUGAGACAAAAUAAGAAACUUGAUAUUUUAUUCUGGAUUUAUGAAACUGACAGUUUUUUUUUUUCAUUUCAGAAACAGUUUGCAGUUUACAUCUUUCAUCUUUUUGUUUCUAAAUGAAUUUCCAGUUGCACUAUCUGUAUCUUACACAGCCAGUGUUCUCGUCUUAGCAGAAGCACAAAUACUGAACUUUAUUUUUUCACAAUGGUUUUUAAUCUUCAAACUUGAAUAUAUAUUUAUUUGAUGAAAUGCCAAACCAACGGAGAAGCUCUUAAAUCUUAAAGUGUGGAAGUGAAUUUUAUUAGUUAAACUCAGCGGCUGCCGACUUUUUCCACUGGAUUCAAACACGUGACGUUUUGUGCCAAAGACUUAAAGUUGCAGUGGUUUUUGUACCUUUGUAAAAAAAAAAGAAUGCUUUUUCACAGGAGGUUUUACAAACACACAUUAAAACAUUAAAUAGCUCUAAUGUGGA
This is a messenger RNA of Toxotes jaculatrix (banded archerfish), 2587 nucleotides long. RefSeq names its product E3 ubiquitin-protein ligase RNF26-like. The record is from RefSeq and is a predicted model, not a curated record. Lineage: Eukaryota; Metazoa; Chordata; Actinopteri; Toxotidae. Gene Ontology annotation, biological process: protein ubiquitination; ubiquitin-dependent protein catabolic process. The coding region runs from base 111 to 1421 and encodes 436 amino acids. Gene Ontology annotation, molecular function: ubiquitin protein ligase activity. The transcript is spliced from 2 exons.